Lactuca virosa is the source of this 612-nucleotide messenger RNA. The record is from the annotation of a GenBank genome assembly. Lineage: Eukaryota; Viridiplantae; Streptophyta; Magnoliopsida; Asterales; Asteraceae.
AUGAAGCAAUCACUAACUUCUUUACAUCUCUUCGUCGUCGUAAUCACGACAUUGUCAAUCUCUUCUAUGAUCACUACAACCGCCGCCCAAACCAUUACAGACACCACCGGAAGAGAGGUGAGAAAUGGUGGCAAGUACCACAUCAUCCCGAUCCAGGGUGGCAGAAUCAAUUUAACCGAUGAGAAAAUCUGUCCACUUAACGUGGUGAUGAACCCGUCGUCUAAGGAUAAACCAGGUGACGGGUUUUACUUUGCUCAUUAUACACGUGAUGCGUUUCUCAGAACAUCACGCAUUCUCAGUAUUGAUUCAGGCAAAAAAAAUGUGUCUGGAUGUAAUAAGUCGACCAUUUGGACAAUUCCUAAUGCUGAAGCAAAGGCGCCUUCGAACUUGAUUACAACUGGUGGUGAUAUGAGAAAGUGUUUUCAGGUUGUGAUUUAUCCGAAUAGGAAGUAUAGGACACCUACCUACAUGCUUCAAUAUUGUCCCUCAUUUUGUGGUGUUAGUGUAGCUACUAAAACUUGCUUUAACAUAAGCGUUUAUUCGUAUAAAGGGGUCACACGUCUUGCUUCGAGUGGAGGUACUCCUUUUGAGUUUGGAUUUUAUAAAUUAUAA